AACCAGGGCAGCGGCACUCAUCAUCAUGGGGCUCCUUCUUCUUCUGCAGUCUGUGUGUGUGUUUGAGUGUGUGUGCAGACCCAGUGUGUGAUUUCACUCUCCUCCUCCACCCAGACGAGGCGAGAGGACAUCCCCCUUAACACCGAGCCAGAGGGAGCCAGAGGGAGAGGGAGAUAGAGAGCCCAUAAUGCACUGCUCACUGUAAGGUUGAAGUGGUGUCGAUUCAUCAGUUCCUGCUUGUGGACAUCGUGCGUGAGUGUACGUUCAGACGCAGAGCGGAGCGGAGACGACAGGCAGAGACAAGUGCCUUCUGAUGCCGACUCCUGGGGCUUUUUGGCUAGACUGAAACCACCUCUGUCUCUGUGCCUCCCCAUGUCUGUCAGAGUCACCCCCCUCAGCAUGGGCACCAGGACUGCCAACACCAUCUACUGAACCAUCCACUGCCCCACUCUCACCCCCUUCCCAUCUCCUGCUCCCUCCACCAGCCGGGCCUCCACCGGUGUCGUCAAUCCACCUUCUCCUGAGGAAGUCGACCCUUUCACCCUCUUUUCCCGAUACAGGCUGACAGUGAAGCUAUCUGCUGCUGUGAGUGGAAGGCGAUUGUCCUUUUGUUGUCCCCUUUACCUGUGCCUCCUCCACCUGUUCUUGCCUCCCUCUCCCUCUCCCCCUCCUUUAUUCUUCCCCCAGCCCUAUGUCAACUCCUCAUGGACCAACUAAAUCAAUAAUGCGUUUUGCCAUUCAUCUCAACUGACAGCUCAGCCGUGGAGCGAGUAAACUGCUGUGGGUAGGAGAGCAAAGCAAACGUCUGUGGCCACCACCUGUCUGUGCCCUGGGUGACAAACGCUCAAGGAUUUCUUAAACAUCUUCAAACAGACUGUGAGGAUGGGCCACAGGUGGUAGAGGAGUCCAGUCCUCACAGCCUUCCUCACGCAAUCUCACUCCAGGACAAACCUUCCUAAAACUGGAUCCCCUCCCUCCCAUGCCAUUUAUUGUUUCUUUAUUUUCAUUUCUCCCUGUGUCGUCCAAAGCACACAGACACACGCACGUAUUUGGUGGAUUUCUCUUCUCUGUGAGCGCCCCCUUCUUUACGGCUCACGAUGGCGUUGAAUGUGACACCCAUCAGGGACACAAAGUGGCUGACGUUGGAAGUCUGUCGGGAAUUCCAGAGAGGAACAUGUUCACGGCCGGACAACGAGUGCAAGUUUGCUCACCCUGCCAAGAGCUGUCAGGUGGAGAACGGCAGAGUCAUCGCCUGUUUUGACUCACUCAAGGGCCGCUGUUCCAGGGAGAACUGUAAGUACCUCCACCCCCCUCCUCACCUAAAGACCCAACUGGAGAUCAACGGGAGGAACAACCUCAUUCAGCAGAAAAAUAUAGCAAUGCUCGCCCAGCAGAUGCAGCUGGCAAAUGCCAUGAUGCCCGGCACGCAGCUACAGCCAGUGCCCAUGUUUUCAGUCACACCAAGCCUUGCAACAAAUGCCAAUGCUGCCGCAGCAGCGGCCGCUGCGUUCAACCCCUACCUUGGCCCAGUGUCACCAGGCUUAAUGCACACUGACAUCCUCCCCACUGCCCCUGUUCUGGUCACCAGCAACCCCAGUGUCCCUGUCGCUGCUGCUGCUGCACAGAAACUCAUGAGAACAGACAGACUGGAGGUAUGUCGGGAAUACCAGCGGGGAAACUGUACUCGUGGGGAGAACGACUGUCGCUUCGCCCACCCUGCAGACAGCACUAUGAUUGACACCAACGACAACACAGUCACCGUGUGUAUGGACUACAUCAAAGGCCGCUGCUCCAGGGACAAGUGCAAGUAUUUCCACCCCCCCGUUCACCUGCAGGCCAAAAUCAAGGCUGCCCAACACCAGGUCAACCAGGCUGCAGCUGCUGCGGCCAUGGGACUCCCUCCUGUGCUGCCUCCUUUACCAAAGAGACCUGCACUAGAAAAAGCCAAUGGUGCCACCACUAUGUUCAAUGCUGGUGUAUUCCAGUACCAACAGGCCCUGGCCAACAUGCAGUUUCAGCAGCAGACGGCCUUCAUUCCAUCAGGCUCCAUAUUGUGCAUGACACCUGCAACAAGUGUUGUACCCAUGAUGCACGGUGCUUCUCCAGCCACUGUGUCUGCAGCCACCUCAUCUGCCACAAGUGUUCCCUUUGCAACUGCAUCAGCCAAUCAGAUUCCAAUAAUAUCUGCCGACCAUCUGACUAGUCACAAGUAUGUGACCCAGAUGUAGGAGACUCAGUCAGAACAACUGAAGUGGAGUGUGUGCUGGUGUCCAGCCCAGGAUGAACAGCCUUCGUCUCAGUGACGUCCAGGACAGAAGAGAACAGAACAGGAGAACCAAAAAGAGACUGUGGUGGUUUGGAAUAAAUCUGCAUGUUAACAGUCGACACCAAGUGUCUGUAGUUUUUCUCCCUGUGUUUUUCAUGGACACUGGUCCACAGACAGAAAAGACCAUUUUCACACAGACCUUCACCUUUCACCCAGAAGAGGCCGCCAACCCGCAUCCACCAGACACACUCUGAAUGUGACAAUGACGUGAAUGUGUGACGCAGCCGUUUGAAACACAGACUGCUGGAUUGGUUGGUCUGUUGAACACGACUGAUGAUUUAUGGUCUUUGUUUGUUUGUUUUGACCUUUGAUAUGUUUAUUAGUUCACAGGUGCACCUUUGUACUUCAGUUAGGGUUAAAAAACAAAAACAAACAAAAAAAAAAUCUGCCUGAACCACAUAUGCAUGCACACUUGAUUUUUUAAACCAAUGAUAAGGGACAUGACACGAGUGCACUCAGAGUCUACAUGGCAACUGAAUGUGUGUGUGGUCGUUGUUUCAGCUCUCGUCUCCUACCAUGGUGUCUUUGAACUGGCAGAUCCUACCUGUCAAGUACCAUCAUCUCAAGGAACAUGAAUGGAACUAGACCUGAGUGACUGACUCGAAUUCCCUUUAACCUGGUCAGUUAGUUGGUUAGUUAGUUAGUUAGUUAGUUAGUUAGUUAGUGUGUUUUUAUAGACAGUGUCCUGCGUCACAUCAUGUGAUCAGACGACUUCCCCCUGAGUGAAUGAGUUCCAUUGACUUAAUGAAUAGUUAGACCUGUGCAGACGCUGACCUCUCACUGACCAUUUAGUCCACUGACUGUUAGGACCAGACCAUCGAUGGUUUAUAAGACAGAGGACGACUGCAGUCAACCUCUUUUCAUUUAGAACAUCUUUUAUAACCGUCCAAUGUCCUGGAUCACAUGGUCCUGGUCCUAGUCCUGGUCCUGUUUUAUAGAUCAAUGGUCAAAAACACAAGUGGGGGGGGCAUGAUUAAUGAGCAUGACUGACCGAUGAAGUGUCUCAUGAAAACCUGGCCACAUCACUUGUCACCAGGUUGUCAUGGGCCAACUAGCUGUUAACUAGGCAAAAGUUAACAGAACCAGAACCAGGUGAGAGUCUGAGCCCACAACCACAACCCACGUCUGAUGCAGUUCUGCGGUCUAUGGGUUGGACCAGUGGUCUAAAGACACCAAAGACCCUCCCAGUGCUGACGACGUUCACAUGGAUUUGAAAUUUGAAUGAAAAUCAAUUUAGACUUUAUGGAGCGGACGGUCAGGGUCCAAAACAUCACUUUAAACUGUGUGAUUGAGAUUUCCUCAGAAGGCAACUAAACUUCUUCAUUUGAAUUCAUUGAAUUCAAGUCCACGUCUGUUUGGCAUCAACGUCUGUGUUGAGGAGAUUGGAAAUAUGAACUCAAUACUGAUAUUCUUCCACGUUAAGUAAAAGAUUUUCCCUUACAGUAUGAGCUACCGUGGCCUUCGAUGGGGCAGCACUCCAUAGAUUCAUCUUUGGCUAGAUGCUGAUUGGAUAAAUGUACCAAUAAAAAAUAAAAAAAACAGUCUUUAGUAGGAGAACCACUGGAGAACCUGGUAUCAGGUUCCUGUGAGGAGGAACAGAGAACAAAGUUUAUAUUUAACUAACUGGGCUUAAACUGAACAUGACCUGUUACGCCACCACUGGCACUCCCCCUAGUGGUGAACUGUGAUAUCCCACCACCCAGAAGACCGUGUCUAUUUUCUUAUGCUGCGUGUGAAGACGUUUCAUUUGUACGAAUGUUUGUGUGUUCAGUCUUAUGUUCAAUGCUUACAUUGGGUCAGCUUGGACAGUUAUAUAUGUGUGUGUGUGUGUGUGUGUGUGUAUUGUGGCACACACUUGUGUUUGUGUGUUGAAAACAUCUACCUGAAAACUGUUUGAGAGUCGGCCAAAGUCUUUACUGUUGUAGAUUUUGUUGUAAGAAUUUUUAAAAAAGAUCUGGAUGUAAACAUGUCCAAAACAGAACGUAUAGUUUGGAGUAGAUCUGUAAUAUUUUUGUUCUUGUGUUGUUGUUUUGGGGCUUCAGGCGUUUCAGGGAUUGGGGCAAGAAUCUACAGUGUAAACGAUUGUAUUUCUCAUCCAAAGCCUUAGAAUGUACCGUGGGGUUGGCACAAUACGACACACCAUUGAUAUCAUCCAGCUGCCUGGUCCACAUGUUCAUGGUCUCACACAUGCACGCACACUUGUUUGUGUCAUGUUUGUACCUCACAUAGACAUCUAUUCCCCAGCCCUGGAAAUGUUCAAGACUGAUCUUAAUCCUAAUCCCAACUCUAAUCUGACCCUAGUUCUGUUCCUGAACUCUGUCCUACAUCUUCAACCUGAGAGGACCUGUAAAUGUCCCCACUACUGUAGUAUAGUUUACCUGUCCCCACAGGUAUAGCUAUAUCAGAAAGACACACACUCAAAACCACCCAGCACUAUUUCACUGUCACUUUUCCUCAGUGGUUUCUUAUCUUUAUGGUGGGAUGUCCUUUAACAACGUUAGUUAUUUCUCUGUCUGCUGAUGAACAUGAGGUCGAAAACAUGAACAUGAUGUUGAAGUUCCUGAGCUGUUCAUUUUAUCACCAUUUAUUUGAAUUUCCCUGGUCUGAAUGUGUUCUUUGUUGUUUUAUAUGAAUAUCUCGGAGUGAUGACAGAAUAGAACAGAGAGAGAGAGAGAGAGAGAGACGAACGCCGUCCGCUAAGUAAUAUUUUAAUGAUUGUAAGGUUUGUAAUUAGUAAAAUAAGAUAAAAAAA
Cynoglossus semilaevis (tongue sole) is the source of this 5078-nucleotide messenger RNA. Its product is annotated as muscleblind-like protein 1. NCBI's taxonomy places the organism in Eukaryota, Metazoa, Chordata, Actinopteri, Pleuronectiformes, Cynoglossidae. The record is from RefSeq and is a predicted model, not a curated record. Gene Ontology annotation, cellular component: cytoplasm; nucleoplasm. The transcript has 10 exons. Gene Ontology annotation, biological process: regulation of RNA splicing. The coding region runs from base 1098 to 2228 and encodes 376 amino acids. Gene Ontology annotation, molecular function: RNA binding; metal ion binding.